CAGUGAAACUGGAUCUCAAUGCCAGAGCAGGUUUGACCAACCUUCAGUUGUUCACAGACGCAGAGACAUGAACAACUGGGGGAAAACUUCCACUGUCGCUUACAACAAAUGGAGAAACCCUGAAAUCAGCGUGGUGACAUUCAGAGGGGACGGGGACAGCCUCCGUCAUGCGGAUGAGGAUCAGUGUGCAGACUACGAGCUCUGUUCCUCCGCUAGGCCGUCCGCGAGUCAAGACGUCGACACCUCUGCGCCUCGUGGAUCGGAACCUGAACGGCCGGCUGAAGAUACGUUCACAGUGGAAGAUGUGGUGGAGAGCAUUGGCUUUGGGUGGUUUCAGUGGAAGCUCUCCAUGCUUACUGGCCUGUCAUGGAUGGCCGAUGCAAUGGAGAUGAUGGUUCUCAGUAUCCUGGCUCCUCAGCUGCACUGUGAGUGGAGGCUGCCCAGCUACCAGGUGGCAUUCAUAACAUCGGCGGUGUUCAUUGGCAUGAUGGUCAGCUCUUCUCUGUGGGGCAAUGUAGCGGACAAAUACGGCAGAAAAAUAGCCCUGACCAUGUGCAUGCUGUGGAGCCUGUACUACGGUCUCCUGAGCGUCUUCGCCCCAUUUUACGGCUGGAUCCUGGUCCUCCGGGGCCUGGUGGGCUUUGGCAUUGGAGGAGUCCCCCAGUCGGUGACACUGUACACAGAAUUCCUCCCGAAGAAAUCGAGGGCCACUUGCAUUCUUCUGAUUGAGGUGUUCUGGGCACUCGGGGCUGUGUUUGAGGUCCUCCUGGCCAUGGUGGUGAUGCCCACCCAGGGCUGGCGCUGGCUGCUGGCCCUCUCCGCCGUCCCCCUGGCUGUCUUCGUGGCCCUCUGUUACUGGCUGCCUGAAAGCGCCCGUUUUGACGUGCUGUCGGGGAACACAGACAACGCCAUGGCAACCUUAAGUCGUAUGGCCGCGGACAACGGCAAGACCAUGCCCAAGGGAAUACUCAUUGCCAACAAGCAGGAAGACCGAGGGAAGAUCAGAGAUCUCUUCACGCCUCAGUACUGGAAAACAACCCUUCUCUUGUGGUUCAUAUGGUUUGCCUCUGCCUUCUCCUACUACGGCCUAGUCCUCUUGACCACUGAGCUGUUCCAAGCAGGAGAUGUGUGCGGUUUGGACCAAGGUGCCAAGAUUGAGCCUGUGUGUGAACUGGAGUGCCAAACCUUAACAGCAGAUGACUACAAAGACCUCCUCUGGACCACGUUAGCAGAGUUUCCAGGACUCCUGUUAACUCUGUGUGUGAUCGAGAGGAUAGGCAGGAAGAAGACCAUGGCCUUGUCCUUUCUCAUAUUCUCUUUGUCUGUCCUGCCCCUCUACGCUUGCAUCGGGAGGAUAGCGCUCACCAUCUUCAUCUUCAUAGCCAGAGCCUUCAUCAGCGGGGGAUUCCAAGUGGCUUAUCUUUACACACCAGAGGUUUAUCCAACAUCAGUCAGAGCUCUUGGGAUUGGAACUUGCAGUGGAAUGGCAAGAAUUGGAGCCCUACUAACACCUUUCGUAGCACAGGUGUUGCUUCGGACGUCUGUGUUCCUGACUCUGAGUGUGUACUGUGCGUGCUGCCUGCUGGCCACCGCAGCCUCUCUGGCCCUCCCCAUAGAGACCACAGGCAGGGUCCUGCAGGAGUCCAGCCACCUCACCACAGCCCCGGAGACCAGCCACACUCUGGACUCAGCCCUCACUGACUACGGGUCACAUGACCAGGUAGAACUACAGACAAGAAACGAGGAAGUAAAGAAAUAAACCGGACAACUGCUGAGGUUUCUGGACUGAAAGACUGGAGUGGACCAGUGGAUGCCUCAUGGCAUGUUAACGUGUUUGGGGUUUCGCAAGCUAGAUUGCCAUGGCAGAGUUAUACUACAGUGUUUCUUUCAAACGCUUUCUAUUUGUACAGUGGGCAACAUGAGGAUUUUGUACUAUACAGUGUUAAUAUAAAAUACUAUUAAAAAUAUUAUUAUUUAAAGGCACUA
Hypomesus transpacificus is the source of this 1986-nucleotide messenger RNA. Its product is annotated as synaptic vesicle 2-related protein-like. Gene Ontology annotation, molecular function: transmembrane transporter activity. The coding region runs from base 68 to 1759 and encodes 563 amino acids. Gene Ontology annotation, biological process: transmembrane transport. Gene Ontology annotation, cellular component: membrane. The transcript is spliced from 16 exons. The record is from RefSeq and is a predicted model, not a curated record. Lineage: Eukaryota; Metazoa; Chordata; Actinopteri; Osmeriformes; Osmeridae.